AUAAAAACUUAGCCGUGUCGGAUAGAAACUUUCGGGAAGAGCAGGAGGGAGGGGGACACCAGGAGUGAAAGUGUAAUAAACCGACAAGCGAGCAUGACCGACGCCGAGGCGCAGAGCGCUCCACCAUCGGCACCGGUGGAAGACAAGCCUCAGCCGGAGAGGAAAGUCAUAGCCACCUUGGUGCAAGGCACAGUGAAAUGGUUCAAUGUACGUAACGGAUAUGGCUUCAUAAACAGGAAUGAUACCAAAGAGGAUGUGUUUGUUCAUCAGACUGCUAUCAAGAAAAACAAUCCUAGGAAAUUCCUCCGCAGCGUGGGAGACGGGGAGGUUGUGGAGUUUGAUGUGAUUGAAGCAACUAAGGGCUCCGAAGCAGCAAAUGUGACCGGCCCUGGCGGUAUUCCAGUCAAAGGCAGCCGUUACGCACCGAACAAACGCCGCUUCCGUCGACGGUUCUUCCCCCGCAACCCUCGGCCCGGCGACCAGGGCAAGCCGGCUGAUGGCCAAGCCCCCUCUGUUGAGGGCGAGGGAUCAGGGGAGAACGAUGGUACGAGACCUCAGCAGCGCCGUCGUAGGCCCCGCAGACCACGGCAGGAGGGACAAGAUGGGGAAGCUGAAGAGCAACAGAACGGAGUUGCAGAAGGCAAUCAAACGCAGCGACCACCACGGCGUAGAUUCUGGCGCCCAUACCGCAGGCCGUUCCGCCCAAAUUCAGCUACUGAUGAGCCAACAGAGGGCCAGCAGGCAGCUGCUCCAGAGGAGACCCGGGAGCAGACGGAGGCCUCUGAAGCCCCCCAGACCAACGGAGAAGCAGCUGAGGGCCAAGACCAGAAAAAACAACGGCGCCAGUCGAGACGACGUAGACAAAGGAACUCUGAGUCCUCUACCUCUAAAAACGAUACAGAGAAGUCUGCAUCGGAGCCUGGUACCCCUCCUCCGACCUCAAAGCAAGCUGACCUGAAAUCCACAUCCAAAUCACCAAAGUCCUCCCCCAGAACUUCCCCUAAACCACCAAAAUCACCCGAGGAAGCUGCCACAACAGUCCCGGCACCAACAGAGUGACGCUCGCAAGAAAACAGUCAUGUUACCCUUGGCAAGAGGUCCAAGGGUUGAAGAACUGGACCUAUUUCAGAACACAUGCACUGCUCUCCCCUCCCUGCACUCCCCCAUCCUCCAACCCACCCUGUCUCGCUGUCAUCCCUCAGACCCCCCUUCACCCCCUCCCAUCUUGUCAUGUGUUGUCUAGACACUGACGUUUGGAGAGGGACGGGGUAGGGAAGAAGGGGAUACAGGUGGGUGGUGGGAACAUAUUUAGAAAUGUAAAAGUACAUCUUUUUAAAAGAAAAAUGGGAAAGAAUGGAUGAUCUGCUUGGUAGCCCAGUUAUUCCAACCCCCCUUUAAAAACAUUUUUCUUUAAUUGACAAGAUGGGCCACAUCAAGUAGUUUACUAGAGGAACCAGCCUUGAUUUUUAUUUAACUUUUUAAUUUGGUUGAAGAGGGGAAAACCAAGCAGGUGUGAGGUUGGUGGUGCAUUAAGGGAGUCAGUUUAGUUCUGUUACCACCUCGAUCAAUUCUUAAAACCUACUCAUUUUCCUCAGUUCAGGAUGGAUUGAUGAAAAGAAACUUUAUUUCUUUGUUUUAUUUGUGUGUGUGCUUUUCUUUGGAGGGGAAUAUGUGCAAUGUCAGUACUUAAAAAUACUAAUUAAUAAAUCAUGUUUGCAAAUCUCA
Molecule: messenger RNA, 1725 nt
Organism: Thunnus maccoyii (southern bluefin tuna)
Lineage: Eukaryota; Metazoa; Chordata; Actinopteri; Scombriformes; Scombridae
Product: Y-box-binding protein 2-A-like
Exons: 10
Coding region: 94-1059 (321 amino acids)
Biological process (GO): regulation of gene expression
Cellular component (GO): nucleus
Molecular function (GO): nucleic acid binding
Source: RefSeq, a predicted model, not a curated record